AUGGCUGAUCCACUCUCCGUCGCCGCAGGGGUUGCGGGGUUGCUCUCACUUGGCAUCCAAGUCACCACAGGUCUCAUUGGCUUUUACACCUCUUGGAAAGACCAGGACAUCAAUGUGGCCAGAACAGCCAAAACACUCGAGUUUCUUUUGAGCACUUUCCAAUCUCUUGAUACCACACUCCGAGCUCGCCAAUUCCGACCCGAUGAACAUGACCUGCUCCAGAAAGUUGAAGGAGCCAUUCUAGAGUGUGAGGAGAUUAUCAAAGAGCUUCAAGGCGAGUUUAAAAAGUUCGACAAAAUUUCAGCUAGCGAUGCCAAGGGGAAAGUGAAGGUCUCGGCGCGCCGUAUCACCUAUCCCCUAAGGCGAGGUACACUUAUGAAUCUCGAAGACAACGUUACUGAGAUACGUGAAAACAUGUCAUUUGCACUAGAUCUGCUACAGCUCAAAGACCACAAGGCAAUUCAGGAAGAAUUCUCUGGACUAAAAUCGCUUUUUGAAUGUGUGAAUGCAACUCAGAUCUCUUCGGCAAUCCGUGAUUGGCUUAUGGCCCCAGAUGCUACCAUCAAUCAUAAUGCUGCAUGCAGGAAGCGUCACACAAGGACAGGAUUAUGGUUCAUCAAUGGUCAACAGUUCACUAGCUGGUUGACAGAAUCCAAUUCAUUCCUUUGGAUCAACGGUUUUGCCGGAUGUGGCAAGUCUAUUCUAUGUUCAACUGCUAUUCAAAACACAUUUCGCACGAAGCAGACCGAGCAAGGUGUAGGCAUUGCCUUUUUUUACUUUGAUUUCAAUGACACAUCAAAACAGAAUGACUCUGGAAUGCUACGUGCGUUGCUGCUACAACUAUCUGGGCAACUGAAAAAUGGCGAAAAGGACCUUCAACAGCUAUAUACGUCGUAUAACCCCGGUGCUCCUCCAGUGGAAGCACUAAUCGCCUACCUUCGACGUACAAUACAGCGGUUCCACAACACCUAUAUUCUACUAGAUGCAUUGGAUGAGAGCCCCCGAUAUCAUCAAAGAGAGAAUGUUCUAACUACGUUGGAAGUAAUGCGCAAGUGGUGCUUGCCUGGCGUCCACCUUUUGGUUACUAGUCGUGAUGAAUUUGAUAUCCGAGGAUCUCUGAGCCCUAAACGCGAUCAAGACAUCAUUAUGAGAAGUACGGAAAUCGACAGAGAUAUUUCUAGCUUUGUCAUGUAUCGACUAAAUAGCGAUUCAAAUUUCCAGUGGUCGAAAGCGCAUCAUAGCAAGAUCCAAGGUUUGCUAACGGAACGUGCGAAAGGAGUAUUUCGUUAUGUUGAAUGUCAACUCAAUUCGCUUAAACGGGCCCGGAAUGGAGUCCAUCUUGACAAAUGCCUGAACUCGUUGCCCUGUGACUUGGCUGAAACAUACGAACGACUUUUGUGUGGAAUUGAUGAAAUCCAUAUUCACGAUGUGCGGCGAAUUUUAACUAUACUCUGCUUCUCGAACCGACCUCUGACCAUAGCUGAAUUGAUCCAUGCACAUGCAGUUGAAAUUGAUGACCCACCACUUUCAAACUGGGAAGACCGAUUGUUACAGAUGGAUGACAUCCGUGAUAUUUCCCUUGGACUGAUUGAAAUUGCACGCAAUAAAGAUGAAAGGGGACAAGAGACCCUGACUGUUCAUAUUGCCCAUUUCUCCGUACAAGAAUACCUCUUGUCAGACCGCAUUGAGCGACAAAAAGCAGCAGUAUUUGCAUUGAAAAGUGGCCCUGCACACACCGAGAUUGCUCAAAUAUGUCUCGCGUAUCUAUUACAGCCUCGUUUUUCCAGUGGUGAGGUGAACGAGGAAACGAUUUUGGAGUUCCCGUUAACCCAUUUCGCUGCUCAAAACUGGUACCAUCAUUACACAAACUCCCAGGAUGGAAAGUGUGAUGUUGAGAAUCUGGUGCUGAAGCUAUUCAGGAACCACAGAGGUUGCUUUAGCACUUGGAUAAGGCUGCAUGAUGUUGAGCGUCCAUGGCUAAAACUUCCAGAGUUUCAGCGUCCCAUAGAUGACAUCCCAUCACCUUUGCACUAUGCAUCCUUGUUAGGAUUUGCUCGAAUCUCAAAUGAGAUGAUAGAUAUUGGGUUCGAUGUGAACGGCCAAGGCGGAAGACAUGCCAAUACACUGCAGGCUGCAUCAUCUGGGGGCCAUACACAGGUUGUGCAGAUAUUGCUAGAACGGGGUGCUGAUGUGAAUGCUCAAGGUGGAUACUAUGGCAAUGCCCUCCAGGCCUCUUCUUACGGAGGCUAUGAAAAUGUGGUGCAGAUUCUACUAGCACAUGGUGCUAAUGUGAAUGCCCAGGGUGGAUCAUUCGGCAAUGCCCUCCAGGCCUCUUCUUAUGGAGGCUAUGAAACUGUGGUGCAGAUUCUACUAGUACAUGGUGCUAAUGUGAAUGCCCAGGGUGGAUUAUUUGGAAAUGCGCUCCAGGCCUCAUCCUACGGAGGCUAUGAAACUAUCGUGCGGAUUCUACUAGCACAUGGUGCUGAUGUCAAUAUUGAAACCCAAGGUAGACAUUUUUACAAUGCACUCCAGGCUGCAUCAUAUAGAGGCCAUGAAAGGGUGGUGCAGAUACUGCUAGAGCAGGGUGCAGAUAUACAUGCCCAAGGCGGGGACUAUGGUAGUGCAAUCCAGGCUACAUCAUACGGAGGCCACGAAAAGGUGGUGCAGAUACUGCUAGAGCAAGGUGCUGAUAUACAUGCCCAAGGCGGAGACUAUGGCAGUGCACUCCAAGCUGCAUCAUAUGGAGGCCACGAAAGAGUGGUCCAGAUACUGCUAGAGCAAGGCGCAGAUAUACAUGCCCAAGGCGGAGACUAUGGCAGUGCACUCCAAGCUGCAUCAUACGGAGGCCACGAAAGAGUGGUCCGGAUACUGCUGGAGCAGGGUAUUGAUAUUCAUGCCCAAGGCGGUGUCUAUGGUAAUGCACUCCAGGCUGCAUCAUACAGAGGCCAUGAAAGGGUGGUCCAGACACUACUUGGGCAAGGUGUUGAUGUGAAUACCCAAGGCGGCCACUUUGGUAACGCACUCCAGGCUGCAUCAUACGGAGGCCAUGAAAGGGUGGUCCAGAUACUGCUAGGGCAAGGUGUUGAUGUGAAUGCCCAAGGCGGCCACUUUGGUAGUGCACUCCAGGGUGCGUCGCAUGGAGGCCAUGAAAAGGUUAUUCUAAUGCUACUAGAAUGGGUUGCUGAUAUCAAUGCUGAACAUGGGACAUUUAACAACGCACUCCAGGCUGCAUCAGCUGAAGGCCAUGAAAGGGUGGUGCAGAUACUACUAGCACAAGGUGCCGAUGUCAAUACCCAGGGUGGACACUAUGGCAAUGCGCUCCAGGCCACAUCAUACAGAGGUCAUGACAAGGUGGCGCAGAUACUGCUAGCACAAGGUGCUAAUGUCAAUGCUCAGGGCGGAGAAUAUGGUAGUGCACUUAAGGCUGCAUCAUAUAGAGGCCAUAAGAAGGUAAUGCAGAUAUUGCUAGAAUGGGGAGCUGAUGUAAAUACUUAA
Penicillium egyptiacum is the source of this 3495-nucleotide messenger RNA. The record is from the annotation of a GenBank genome assembly. NCBI's taxonomy places the organism in Eukaryota, Fungi, Ascomycota, Eurotiomycetes, Eurotiales, Aspergillaceae.